AUGGAGGGGAAGCUGUCAGAGGCGUCGAAGCGGGCGGCCCCGUCGCCCAUCCAGCAGCUCUCCCACCUCGCGCAGCGCGUCGGGGCCGUCAACCUCGCCGAGGGGUUCCCCGACUUCCCCGCGCCCGCCCACGUCAAGGCCGCCGCCGCCGCCGCCAUCGCCGCCGACCUCAACCAGUACAGGCAUGUGCAGGGAGUCUGCGACGUCCUCGCGGCGACCAUGAAACGGGACCACGGCUUCGAUGUCGACCCCCUCACGGACUUCGCCAUCUGCUGCGGGCAAUCCGAGGCCUUUGCCGCGGCAGUAUUUGCAAUUAUAGACCCAGGGGAUGAGGUUCUCCUCUUUGACCCGGCUUACGAAACGUAUCAAACAUGCAUUGAGCUGGCCCGGGGCGUCCCUGUGUAUGUGCCAUUGGAUCCACCUUCUUGGACACUGGAUGCGGAUAAAUUUCUGAAGUCGUUUACUAGUCGGACAAAGGCAGUGGUCUUAAAUAGCCCACAUAAUCCAACAGGAAAGGUCUUUAGCAAGGAGGAAUUGCUUAUUAUUUCUCAAGCUUGUCAGCAAAUGGACUGCUUUGCAAUAACUGACGAGGUUUAUGAGUAUAUUACUUAUGAUGAGAACAAGCAUAUCUCUCUGGCUUCUCUUCCAGGAAUGCAACAGAGGACAAUCAUCACAUCCUCACUGUCAAAAACAUACAGUGUAACUGGUUGGAGAAUUGGUUGGGCUUGUGCUGCAGCAAACAUAGCCACAGCAAUAAGAAAUAUCCAUGUCAAACUGACAGAUUCAGCUCCUGCACCAUUCCAAGAAGCUGCAUUGAUUGCGCUAACCAGCACACCAGACUACUAUGAGUCCCUUAAAAAAGACUAUGCAGAGAGAAGAGACUUCAUUCUUCAGUUACUGAAAAAUUAUGGUUUCCACAUUAGCUUCAAGCCACAAGGUUCAGUCUUUGUGUUUGCUGAGUUGCCCAAGUCCUGGCAAAUUUCCGACAUAGAUUUCGUGACGAACUUGAUUAACAAUGCUGGUGUGGCGGCAGUACCUGGUCGUGGCUUCUUCCACACAGAUGCCGACGACCAAAGUUACCAUCACCGUUAUGUGAGGUUUGCUUUUUGCAAGAGCGAUGAGACCCUCAAGGCUGCUGCCCAGAAGAUGAUGAAGCUGGUUAAAAGCAACGAAAAAGUGCCACAUGACACACAAAGCUUUUGCGUGUCCAAGAAAGGAAGGAAUGAACAUGUUACCAAGUAA
This is a messenger RNA of Triticum turgidum subsp. durum (durum wheat), 1242 nucleotides long. NCBI's taxonomy places the organism in Eukaryota, Viridiplantae, Streptophyta, Magnoliopsida, Poales, Poaceae. The record is from the annotation of a GenBank genome assembly.